Bursaphelenchus okinawaensis is the source of this 1402-nucleotide messenger RNA. The record is from the annotation of a GenBank genome assembly. NCBI's taxonomy places the organism in Eukaryota, Metazoa, Nematoda, Chromadorea, Rhabditida, Aphelenchoididae.
AUGCCUGUCAAUGGUGAAGAUGAAAAUGAUCUUCAACAAGUGAUACGCGAAAAAAUACUAUCUCAAACAAUCAAACAGGAGCCGGUAUGUGCUGUUUAACAUGUCUUAUAGGUAACAAAAGUUUAAGAACUAUGUAAAUAGGUAACAAAAGUUUAAAAACUGUGUAAAUAGGUAACAAACGUUUAAAAACUGUGUAAAUAGGUAACAAAAGUUUAAAAAUAGCGAGUUAUAGGUAAUUAGGUAACAAGGUUUUCAAAAAAAACAUUAAUUAUAAAACGUAACCCAGUUUUUUAAAUUUAGUUUAAAUUUGGGUAAAAUACGAUUAAAAAACUAAAUUUUACUAUAUUUUUUCAUAAGAGUUAAUUUCAGGACGAAAAGGCGUUCGAAGAUGUCAAAAAUGAAGUUUUGAGCAUGUUGCACAAGAACUUUGACGCUCCAUCGACGUCAAGUUCGGCUUCGGAGAAUCAAGAAAGCGAGGACACCAGCGAAUUUGAAAUAGACUUUGACCAUAGUAUCGACAUGGUUGUCAAACAAGGCCUAUUAGAAUCCCAAAUUGCAAAACAAUUUGCAGCUGAUAAACCAAAUUACGACAUGGUUACAAGUAAGUUAAUGAACUGGUAGAGUAAGGUAAUGUAGGCCAGGCCAAGCUCGCGUCUGGUUUGAGGUCAAAAAAACUUUUUUUUUUGUUGACAAAGACAGACACGAACUUUUUUCAAAACAAGGUUUCAGUGGUACUGACUCAAGCGCAAAAGCAGUUGGAGCAAACUCAAGCUUUGGAAACGUCGGCUUCAUCUAGUCUGCAGGGUGACGAAAAGCCUAAGAAAUAUCGCAAAUACGAAUAUCCCAUUUUGGACCAGUUGAAUGCUAAGAAAUUGGAAGAGCAAAUGUCAGACCCGAAAAUUGUAAGAGUUUAAGUUUUGUAAUAAAAAAAAGUUGGAAAUCUACACCUACAAACCUUGUAUAAUAUUUUUUUUAAGUUAUAAAUGUUACCUGAAUUUAAUAGAUGUAAUUUUUUUUUGGAAUGUUUGUUUUAACUGACUUAAAAGCAACUUUUUAGGAUCCCCACAUGCGCGCUAUAAUCCUGUACGAAUUCAAAACCGGCCACAGCUCAACCGAAGCAACCAACAACAUUAACAAAGCGUAUGGACCCGACUCUAUUACCAAAAGUGCCGUUCAAAGCUGGUUCAAACGCUUCCGAGGCGGCGACUCGAAAACCCGCGACCGCCGUGGCGGACGAAAACUGUUGUUGAGACAUUGCGAAGAGGAUUUGAUUGAUGCACUGGUUGCUAAUCCCAAAAUUACCUUGCAGAAGCUAUCGGAAAUGUUUGGUGUAGGAGUUAGUACCAUUUUCAAUCAGCUGCGACGAUUGGGUAUCAAGAAGACCAAGGAGGGUUGGAAGUAG